AUGGUUGUGACUUUCAGGAUUAACAUGAGCGGCAUUCAAACCCAAUGUUUUUUGGUUUGCCCUGGUGGCCGCUACCAGUUUCUCACAAGAGGAAGCGUUGUCACCCAACACUUCUUACACUUGGUCAAUAAAACAUUAUGCACACAAUCGCACGCACACGCACCAAUUUGGGAGAGACGCAUUGCCAAUACGCAAUGCAGCGGCGGCAACUCCCUUCACAGCCAUUUCGGCCACAGCACAGAAUCCACCAAGACAUGCCACAGACGCACAUCAAAAGAGAAAGAGUGCUGCCCACGGGAUCUGCAGANCAGUGCCUACAACGUUAGGUUGCUGGCACACAUCUUCUCUGCUCAUGGAAGAGUCCUUCAGAAGGGAGCAGAGCAGUUACCCUAA
Molecule: messenger RNA, 393 nt
Organism: Trypanosoma grayi
Lineage: Eukaryota; Euglenozoa; Kinetoplastea; Trypanosomatida; Trypanosomatidae
Exons: 1
Coding region: 1-393 (130 amino acids)
Source: RefSeq, a predicted model, not a curated record